Messenger RNA from Perognathus longimembris pacificus (Pacific pocket mouse), 1572 nucleotides. It is a transcript of the gene Mrfap1, whose product is annotated as Morf4 family associated protein 1. Bases 237 to 605 code for a protein of 122 amino acids. NCBI's taxonomy places the organism in Eukaryota, Metazoa, Chordata, Mammalia, Rodentia, Heteromyidae. The record is from RefSeq and is a predicted model, not a curated record. The transcript has 2 exons.
UUGACGACCACCGUCCUGGUUGACGGCCGGGAGUCCAUUUUGUUCGGGGCUGCUCUGCUCGCCAGUCGCUGCUCUCCGCGUCUGGUCUCGGGGGGAAAAGUUUCCGAGGGGGGAAAAGUUUUCCCGGAAGACCCCCGGAGCCGAGGCCGAGCGCCGCGCGCGCCCCGCGCCCCGCCCGCCCCGCGCCGCGCCCCGCAGACGUCGCCCGCGCGGCGCGAUCCCGCCGCGGCGAGGAGAUGCGGCCCCUGGACGUGGCGGAGCCGGCCGAGCCCGGGGAGGUGGAGGUGCUGGAGCCCGAGGAGGACUUCGAGCAGUUCCUGCUGCCCGUCAUCCGCGAGAUGCGCGAGGACGUGGCGGCGCUGGCGCGCGCGCGCGCGCGGCCCCGCGGCAAGCUGUGGGGGGCGGGGCGCGCGCUCGUGCCCGCGCGGACGCAGGUGGAGGCCGCCGAGGAGAGCGCCCUGAACCGCCUGCAGCCCGGCGCGGCCGACGGCGGCGCCCCGGCCGCCCGCAGCGACAAGGCCGACGAGAAGGCGCAGGAGACGGCGAAGAUGGCCGAGAUGCUCGUGGCGCUCGUGCGGCGGAUAGAGAAGAGCGCGUCGUCGUGAGCCGGCCGAGCGCGGUUUCCAGCCAAUGGAUUCUGGUCGCGCGAUGGAGAUUGGCUGGCGGCACCCGGAGGAGCUGGAACCAGAGAGCCUUUGUUUUUUUCCCUCUUUUCUCUGUCUGCACUCUGUUCUCACUUACACUACGUUUCUGCGAUGGUCUGUGGUUGAUGACCUCAAUAGGAGUCCUGGUGGUUGGAUGUUUGAUUUGGGGAAGUAACUUCUAUUUGGAAAACGCUGCCUUGCGCACGAUUAGGGCCUGGAUUGUAAGCUCUUGCAAGCAAAGUCACGUGUGUUCUGGGCUUUGGUGGUGGUUUGUAAAUUCUGAGGUGCUUUGAUCUUUCUUGUGUGACCUGAUAGCUCCCUGGAACUUUGCAUCUGUGUGUGAUUCAUAAGCUCUGGAGGUGCUGAAGGAGCUGCAUUACUUCUGGAAGACUCCAUGCAGCACCGCUGAAGAAGGGACCAGACUUCAACUGGGAAUGUGGAUGGGCCAGACCUGGCUGGGACUGAUAGGCGGGAGAAGGGACAGGAGACGGCAUUGUUUGCAUUUGGGGACUUUAAUUUCUGUGUGAGACCAAAGGAGGAGAGAUGUUAUUUUGUUCAAAUUUUAAAUUUUAUGUGAUCCACUAUCUGAACCUGUUUGGUGAACUUGUUUAGACGACCUGACUUGGCUCUGUUUGGCCUGGGACCUCGAUGAGGCCCUGACGUUCCAUACAAGUUGAUCAUAAUACCCUCGUGCAUUUCCGGGGCGUUUGGGCAUGAACUGAGAGGUCUGUGAAGGCCUGGUGGGUUGGAGAGAAGCAUGGCGGGGUCUGCAGUGAGCGCGCAGUGGGCAGAGGCGGCGUCCGCGAGGUCCUUGUGUGGUCCAGCUGUUCAUUUCAAUAGCAGACCUGGCAAAUGUUUGAGGUCAAAACCCUACCGUGUUUGAAAAACAAAGUAACCUUACCAUGUUAAUAAAGUAUUCACUUGCUUG